Molecule: messenger RNA, 3387 nt
Organism: Fibroporia radiculosa
Lineage: Eukaryota; Fungi; Basidiomycota; Agaricomycetes; Polyporales; Fibroporiaceae
Exons: 4
Coding region: 1-3387 (1128 amino acids)
Molecular function (GO): protein binding
Source: RefSeq, a predicted model, not a curated record
AUGGCACCCGUCGCACCUGCUCCGCCUGCACUCCAGGAGGCUUCCCACAACUCGACUGUUGCUUGGCAAGACGACCUCAAAGCGCUAUUUACCCACGCGAAAGAUCGGUUUCCUGACGUUGUCUGGGAGCUCAUUGAUGAGCAAGAUGGUGCGGCGCAGGGAGCAGAGGAGGUCUGGGGUCACAAAGCUGUGGUGUACGCGCGAGCACCCCCAAGUUUUCAAGCUCGAUACUUUUCCUUCAAGCCACCACCUCCCACGUCCCCCCAUCCGUAUUCUUCUUCUCCGACAGGCACACUCCCUGCUCAAUCCGCUCUCUCACUUAGCCUUGGGGUCGACUAUCCGUCAGUUUCUCGUUCCCCUUCUCCCUUUCGUGCGCCUUCGCCUUCACCUUCAGCCAACCUUGGUGCUCUUCUGCGCAUUUCCCGACCCAUAAAUCCAACAUUGUUCUCCAAUGAAUUGGAGUAUCUAUACACGGGUAUUGGGUUUGGCGAAGCCUUUGAGUUUCUCUUCGACACUUCGGAAAGCAAGGAAGAUGAAGAGGAAGAAGAUGCAGAGGAUGCAAGAAUAGACAAGCUGCGCAAAGAUCUUGUCUUUAUGUGGCGUUCUCGUCUGUUCUCUGACAUUCGCAUCGCACUUAGCGGUACUUUCUCUUCGACAAAUCACGAGAGUGCUACUGCAAUUUUCUCAUCCCAUCGGUUCAUUCUCGUGUCGCGUUCGCCAUAUUUCCAGACCCAGCUGGUUACCUGGGGUGUCAACCAGACACCUGGCGAACCACUGACAGUGACUUUGCCAUCUCCCCCCUUUACACCAGCAUCUCUCCAUUUCACACUCGGCUUUAUUUAUACAGGAACCCUGGCGUUUUCCAACCGUACGUUUGACCUCGACACCGCCUUCCACAUCAUGCGAUCAGCGACGUACUUAUCGCUGGACACGCUGUACGACGAGAUACAGGCGCGUAUUGUCCAGGAGAUGAUGCAUGGCCUUUUUCAUGCCUUUCUAGAGUUCUCUGAGUAUGAGGCGAUCACGGGACGCAAAUGGGGCACUGGAGGUUGCCGCUGUCGCCAGUGUGCGCGGCGAGCACCCAGAGUACUUGAAUUUGCUCUCAUGGACGACGUGAAGAAUCCUCAUCUCGAACGUGGUGCCCGCCGUGCUCUCGUGGGGCUAUUUGGCGAAGGCUGGUGUACUUCCGAAUUCUCGCACUUACCGCAGAAGACGCGUCUUGGGAUUCUGCAAGGAUUGUCGAAGAGGACAACACCUGAGAAUGUCUUCGCCCUUCUGAAUGCAGCACAGGCGGCUUUGAGAAGGGUCGAAGGAGUCAUAGAACCUUGGGCUGAAGUUGUGAAAGACAUGGUCCUUGCGGCCAGGAAGACUAUAGAUGAGGUAUUGUGUUCUCAGGCCGACCAGUUUUUCGAGCAAGAUGAGUGGCUAGAAAUUAUGGCAUCUAACGGGGCACAUUUCGAGGAUGGGGAGAAAGUUGAGCUCGUUAUGGAGUCUAUCCGACGAGGACUUGGAGAGAAGAAUGCUGCUAUGCUCUAUCAGACUUUGGUCUCCUCCGUACUGUUGCGUCCUCAUCCAACUGAGAAUGACGAAGCUAUGCUCUCGUCAACGUCUCACGUGCGUGUUUCCGUAGAGCAGGUUCGCAUGGAUAUUCUCCGUUGGCUCCGACGACGAUGGAUAAAUGUGAAACAAGAGGGUGGAUUUGAUGCUCUGGAUCACUGGGCUGCGACGGAGAUCAGUCACGAAAUUGAUGUUUCGAUGGAAGAUCUUUACGGUUCCGCGCCGGCAAUCGGUACACCAAGAGGAGGAGCUGGGAGAAGCGGUACUCGUCCCAGUAUAAUCAAAACGGAUGACAACGAGAGUGCUAGUGUGCAUUCAUUACGAGCCAGUGUGCUUACGCGUAACACUCCUAAACAUGGAGGGGAUACGAUCAAGUCCUCUGGUGCAUCUGUCAAGUCUAUAGCCAGGAGCACUCACUCUACCGUGUCACGGACGAGCACCCUUGCAACUUCGCGCCAUCAUACUCCGCUUUCCGGGCAACGACCCGAUUCGAAGCUGACACCUGGAGUUACAUCAAGCACACCAUCCAUGCGCUCAAGUAUCACACAGUCGGACAGGACUUCUAUCCUCAAUGUCACGUCCAAAGCUAGCCGUUCGUCUCUACCGACAAGGCGGAACGUGUCCAGCAGUGUCUCCACGAAUGAUAGAUCGUCGAAGAUUCGAUCAAGUGCGGCCUCUGUCAAGUCACAGGCAUCUACAGUUCGCAGAGGCGUUGCAGGAUCAUCACAUUUAGCCGCGCCAUCAGCCAUUUCUCGACCCCCUUCCACAAUGUCAUCGACCACUAGCGAUGGCUCCACUGCUUUUGAAACUGCAAAAUCGGACCUGCCAAGCUCAGCCGCACGAAGUCGCCGUAAUUCUGCGGCAUCCUCGGUUUCAACUGUAAGCGUUAGAACUACGGGUACGUCAACGCCCAGGGUGCCGAGGAUUCGACCAUCUUCUAGUGUCUCAAAGCAAAGCACACCAUCUACAAAGUCCAAACGCCCUUCUCCUUCCCCCAUCGAUUCCUCUAAAUCCAGUCCAAUAGCGAAGAGGACGCUAUCGACUGCGUCCACUCGAUCGACGACAUCUACUGCGUCCACGUCUCCAGUGGCCAGACGAGUGAUCUCAAGAAAGCCUUCAGGAACUCCUUCUCAGCGCUCGUCUACGACUGCGAACGGGCGAGUACAUAGCACUGAUAAGGAGGCAAUAGCAAAUGUUAUCACAAGCAAAACAAGAACAUCCGCAGGGGUCUCGCAUGAGAAGCAGGCCAGCGUUGUGUCAUCAAGUAGCGCAUCUACUGUAAAGGAAUCUUUGAAGCGCAAGAGUUCAUCAGAUACGAUCAAAGAGUCAUCUCUGCCUGUUAAGGCGACGAGUGAUAUUCCGCGUGGAGCAACUCUUGAUAUUGGCAUACCAUGCAUCAUUUCGUCUAAGAAGGCUCGAUUCCGUGCGUACGCCCGAUAUAUUGGCGAAGUUGAAGGUGAAGCAGGGCCAUGGGUUGGAGUAGAGGUGCCUGUCAACGACAGCUGGCCCGGCGAGAAGCUCGAAGGGCGGCAGUGGCACGAUGGGACCUGGGGCGGCAUCCGAUACUUUGACAUAGGGAGCAUGUCUGAGUGGGAAUAUGGCGACGAUCGAGCAGCGAGGCGCCGUAGGAUUGACUGGGUCAACAACCUAGGGAGGGAUCCGAAGAACACACUGAAGAGGGAGGGAGACCAGCUAAGCAUCGAACGCGCGAAGAGACUACGCAGUGUUUCUCCUGCGGUUUCUGAUAUGUCAAACUCGGAGUCCAGAGGAUUAUUUGUCAGACCUCAGCAGGUGUUGUACGUCGUAGAUGCGGUCGGCUCGGAUUUAUAA